Messenger RNA from Setaria italica (foxtail millet), 1884 nucleotides. Its product is annotated as ran-binding protein 9. Gene Ontology annotation, biological process: cell surface receptor signaling pathway; cytoskeleton organization. The record is from RefSeq and is a predicted model, not a curated record. The coding region runs from base 136 to 1530 and encodes 464 amino acids. Gene Ontology annotation, molecular function: protein binding. NCBI's taxonomy places the organism in Eukaryota, Viridiplantae, Streptophyta, Magnoliopsida, Poales, Poaceae. The transcript is spliced from 11 exons. Gene Ontology annotation, cellular component: cytoplasm.
CCGGAACACACAUUACCAGUUGCUUCUCCCGAACUCUUCUUCAUCCUCUCCGUCUUUCCUUCCCCUGACCUCCUCCCAUCCACCCGCCCGCAACCGCAAGCAACCACCGAUCCAGUCCGUUCCGCCUCCCGGCGAAUGGUAGCGAACCAGGAGGCGGAGGCGGGAUCGCCGGGGGCAGGGACGACGGUGGACCCGAUGCGGCUGGCAUCGCGGUGGCGGUGCCCGACGGAGUGGGACCGCGCGGCGGCGGAGUUGGAUGCCGAGCCGCUCCCGUCCGAGCUCAACACCGUCAACAGCUCGGGCCUCUUCGCCGUCGUCUCCACCGACAAGUUGUCCGUCAGAUACCUUGGUAGCCAUAACCACGGCCACGACGUCGGGGUCGUGCAGGCCAACCGCCCCGCGCCCACGCGCCGGCCCGUGUACUACUUUGAGAUGGGGGUCAAGAACGCGGGCUACAAGGGGCAGACCUCAAUCGGGUUCACAACCGAUAGCUUCAAGAUGCGGCGACAACCGGGUUGGGAGUCUAACAGUUGUGGAUACCAUGGUGAUGAUGGCCACCUUUACCGAGGUCAGGGGAAAGGUGAAUCGUUCGGGCCCAAAUUUACAUCUGGUGACACAAUUGGUGCUGGCAUCAACUACUUGUCACAAGAACUUUUUUUCACGAAAAAUGGAUCUCUGGUUGGAGCCGUUCCAAAGGACCUCAAAGGCCCACUAUAUCCUACCGUUGCAGUUCAUAGUCAGGGUGAAGAGUUGACUGUAAACUUUGGAAAAGAACCGUUCUGUUUUGACAUUGAGGGUUAUAUUCUUGAAGAGAAAAUGAGGCAACAAUCGGUGACAGACAAAGUGAAGUUGGAAGAACCAAACAUCAGUCAUUGGAUUGUUCGUUCAUAUCUCCUACAUUAUGGCUACCAAGAUACAUUGAAUUCAUUUGAUUUGGCAAAUGCAACUGAUCCCCCUGCCAGUCGCCAAAAUGGUCAUAGGGAACCUCCCCCAGAAAUAUAUGGUCUUAGCCACAGAAAACUUUUGCGUCAGCUUAUCAUGAGUGGAGAUAUUGACACUACAUUCAAAAGACUCGGGGAGUGGUAUCCACAAGUUAUAAAGGAUGAGAAAUCGGUUAUUUGCUUCUUACUCCAUUCUCAGAGAUUCAUAGAAUAUAUCAGGGCUGAACAACUGGAGGAUGCUGUGAAAUAUGCUCGUGCUAACCUGGCAAGCUUCUUGACUCACAAAGCUUUUGAGGGGUUGCUGAAGGAGAGUGUGGCCCUGCUUGCGUAUGAGAAGCCUGCAGAAUCAUGCAUUGGAUACCUGCUGGACGCUCCCCAGCGUGAAUUCGUGGCGGACGCAGUGAACGCAGCUGUCCUGUCAACGAACCCUGCCAUGAAGGACCCUGAGAGCUGUCUUUACUCAUGUCUCGAGAGGUUACUACGGCAGCUCACAGUAUGUAGCUUUGAGCGACGCACAUUCAACAACGACCAAGGAGAUGCAUUCCUACUUCACAAAGAAGUGCGCAGCUGUGAAAGGUCGAGGCGCUGAUAGGCACAGCUGAGAAUCUGACUCAGAUGUUAGACUCCAACUGCUGUUUGGAGGACCAAGGAUCACCUCGUUCGGAGUGGGUUGACUCAUGGCAACAGCAAGCACAGAUUCCUUCCCUUUGAAGGUCUGCAGCCUCCCUGGGCUUCCUGAAUUCCCAUAGGUGUGCGCCGAAUUGCACAGAGCUCAGACGCUUUGGAAGGAGCUUCCUUCCUGUAAUCAGAAAACAAACAAACAUUCAGAUUCGGCCAACGUCGCUGUUACCAUAAUUUGUUGGUUGGCUAAUGUAUUGUUUGACAUUGUGAAUGCUAAAAACGCUUCAAUACAUGUCCUUCGCCCCUGUAGACCUUGGUUUCU